CAAGUCGCAUUCAGACCGGUGUGGAAGAGCUUAGACCCGUUCGCGUGCGCCUUUUUUUGUUUGAAAACUUUUCAACAACGUGUGUUCAAAUUGCGAUUCGCCAUCGUCAACAACAAUCCACCCGGGUUUUGUUAUUUUUUUGAAACAACUCCGCACUCCGCACUAAUACUCCGCAACGGUUAUUUCCCUCCACGCCAAAGAAAAAUCGACCGCUCCUUUUCGUUCUCUGCAACGAUUGACUCUCCAGUUGUUUGACGGGCUAAUUAUCUACUACUACUACCCCCCCACUUCCACAUUUUGCGCAAUGGCUGGACGUCCCAGAUGGCAGGCACUCGGCAAACGCGAGCCGGAACAGGAAAGCGAAGCCCAAGCUUGGAUUGAAACCAUUACGGGAGAGAGCUUUCCCGAAGGUGUCUCGUAUGAAGACGCUUUGCAAGAUGGCGUCAUCCUCUGCAAAUUGAUGAACAUUGUCUCCCCUGGCUCCAUCAACAAGAUCAAUCCCAGUGGCGCUGGUCAUUUCAAAAUCUGCGAAAAUCUCAACAAGUUCCAGGAAGCUUGCAAGAAAUACGGAGUGCCUGAAAGUGAUAUUUUCCAAACGAUCGAUUUGUCUGAGAAAAAGGAUAUCGCCAUGGUCACUUCGACCAUUUUCGGUCUCGGAAGCGCCACUUACAAGCACCCGGAAUAUCAGGGACCCAGUUUGGGACCUAAACCGUCGGAGAAGAACCAGCGCAAUUUCUCCGAGGAGCAAUUGAAAGCCGGACAGACCGUGAUCGGACUUCAAGCUGGAACCAACAAAGGAGCCACCCAAGCUGGUCUAAACAUGGGAGCGUCACGAAAAAUCCUUCUAGGCAAAUAAAAGGAGGAAAGAUUAUGGAUUUAAAAAAAAAGAAAAAGAAAGAAAACUAAACGAAAUAUUCGAAAUUGGAAAAAUUCAAAAAAUCUAUGACAACAGAAAGAGAAAAAAAAACGAAACUUCUAUGCGCUUUGACUUUUAUUACGUCUAUUUUGUCUUUAAUCUUUUUAAUCAAAUUCGCGCCCACAGCAUAUCUACCGCUCUUUCUCAUUCGUUCCACGGAGGGCAAGUUUAGUUCCAAGGGAGAUUUUUUUGUUUAUUAAUUCAAAUUUAAUAUUAACUCUAUUUGAUUAACCACGAAAGAAAAAAAAGACCGAAUGUAAUUGUAAUAGAACAGAAGCUGAAGCAAUAGAAAUACACGGGAAAUUAACUUAAAAA
Molecule: messenger RNA, 1231 nt
Organism: Daphnia pulicaria
Lineage: Eukaryota; Metazoa; Arthropoda; Branchiopoda; Diplostraca; Daphniidae
Product: muscle-specific protein 20-like
Exons: 6
Coding region: 305-856 (183 amino acids)
Molecular function (GO): protein binding
Source: RefSeq, a predicted model, not a curated record